AUGGUGUUUAUAACAUUCAAAAACGAAGAAUUUAAGGGUGAUGACAGUGAUGGUGAUGGCGAUGGUGGUGGUGAUGUGAGGAAGCGGUGGUGGUGUGGUGACAGUGAGGUUAAUGGUAGGAGUGAUGGUGGGACUGGUAGUGGGGGUUGCGGUGGUAAUGGGGGUGGUGGUGAAGGUGGCGGUGGUGGUAGUGGUGACAGUCGGGGUGAUGGUGGGAGUGAUGGUGGAACUUGUAGUGGGGGUUGCGGUGAAGGUGGUGAUGGUGGUAGUGGUGACGAUGGGGGUGAUGGUGGAAGUGAUGAUAGGACUGGUAGUGGGGGUUGCGAUGGCAAUGAGAGUGGUAAUGGUGCUGUUGGGUGUGGUGGCGAUGGCGGUUGUGGUGGCAGCAGUGAUAGCCAUGAUAAGAUGGUGGUAGUAGAAGUUGUGAAUAUCUUGAGAAUAAAACUAAUAUAUCUCUCAAAAUCUCUAUGA
This is a messenger RNA of Prunus dulcis (almond), 471 nucleotides long. RefSeq names its product eggshell protein 1-like. The transcript has 2 exons. The record is from RefSeq and is a predicted model, not a curated record. The coding region runs from base 1 to 471 and encodes 156 amino acids. Lineage: Eukaryota; Viridiplantae; Streptophyta; Magnoliopsida; Rosales; Rosaceae.